AUGUAUCUGUCUUUUUUUUCCUGUCAGCAUUGGAGGGAAAUGCAAGGGACACGCCUGUGUUUGUCAAGCAGGUGUUUGUGCGUCUACGAGUGUUUCUGUCAUUCACCCACCACUUUCUUCAUCUACGCUGAAACAGAGGAUCAGCAAACCCUCAAUUCUCUCAGCAGCAGCAGCCUCUCAUACUAGCAGAAGCAGCACCAACAUGCAGAACGCAGAAUCCGUGUCAGCAACUAUCAACACUAACAGGAACUGUACAGUGGAAAUCACCAAUGUUAGCAGCGUUUACUGCCUUAUAAAUCCAAAGGUGUACAUGUACAGUGGGUUCAGUCACCAUCCACCCCAACCUACCAUCCGCACCACCAAGACCGAGGUUUGCUCAUUCACUAAGGAUGACAACACCGCCACCGGGGCUGUGGGCAUCUUGACCUAUGACCUCUUCCACAUGCAGAACCGUAUGUGCACUGAGCGCAUGGCCGUUCUGUUCUCUGUCCCCUUCGACUACCACUUGUACAAGAAUGUGAUAGGCAUUGGGUUGUUUGAGAGCAGCCGUGGAUGUGACAAGGCCCUGUACAAGCACAUGUAUGAGGGGAAAGACCUCAGCCAGUUCACCCGUGCAGAUGCAGGGGGAUCUGGAAUCAUCCACAAAGGAAAGAAAAUAGACUUAAGGGCCACUAUGUCUACAGUGGGCAAGGCUAUUAUUAAGCUAGAGGUCUAUGACAAGAUGGGCUAAAUCUGAACAUAAAUUUGGUCUGACAGUAACAGUACACAUAUGAUUAAAUUGUUUUAAAAUUGUUACAUAUACUUUUUAUGAUCUUAAACAACAUAUGCUUAUUAAAUGCACAUGCCAUUCUGCUAUAUCAAAAGUUAUAAAUGUUAUGAAUACUUGCAUUUAUGCUGCCCAGUUUUUGGACUGUAAAUUCUCAAUGUGUCUAAAUAAAAAAAA
This is a messenger RNA of Labeo rohita (rohu), 943 nucleotides long. Its product is annotated as DELTA-actitoxin-Afr1c. The record is from RefSeq and is a predicted model, not a curated record. Gene Ontology annotation, cellular component: pore complex. Bases 203 to 730 code for a protein of 175 amino acids. Gene Ontology annotation, biological process: monoatomic cation transport; pore complex assembly; cytolysis in another organism. Gene Ontology annotation, molecular function: channel activity. The transcript is spliced from 3 exons. Lineage: Eukaryota; Metazoa; Chordata; Actinopteri; Cypriniformes; Cyprinidae.